Pezoporus flaviventris is the source of this 1610-nucleotide messenger RNA. RefSeq lists its product as uncharacterized. Bases 1 to 1107 code for a protein of 368 amino acids. The record is from RefSeq and is a predicted model, not a curated record. The transcript has 3 exons. NCBI's taxonomy places the organism in Eukaryota, Metazoa, Chordata, Aves, Psittaciformes, Psittacidae.
AUGCCACGUGGGAAGCGGCGGAGUCGCCGUCGGCGCCGGGCCGGGAUUGCGGCCCCCCUGACGCUGGGAACGGCCCUCGCCGGGCGCCGGGAGGAGGGGAGGUCGCGGAGCCCCCGGGACCGCGCCGGGAUCGCCGAGACCCGAUGGGUGCUCGGCGCGGUGGCGCCCGGCUCGCGACUCGGCCUCCCGGGCCUAGAGGCGCUGGCGGCGGCGGCCGGGCCUAGGGGCGGCUCCCCGCCCUGGGCGGCGCCCUCGCUGCUCCAGGUGCCGGCGGCGGCCCAGCCGGCCCCGCGGAGGGACGGCAGCGACCUGCCCGCCGGCGCGCCGGCCGCCCUGGCUGUGCUGCGCCUACAGCCCGGCGCCGAAGGCUCGGCGCGGGCGGCGGCGGGGGCCGCGCCGCGCCUGCGGACCGUCUACGUGAACCCGCGCUGGCUGGAGCGGCAGGCCGCGCUCGGUGCAGCUGCGGCCGCUGCCAGCCCCUGUUCCGAGGCGGCGGCAGCGGCGGCGGCGGCGAGCGGCGCGUCUGGGGGCCCGGCGGCGGCGGCCGCGUCGGCGGGGCAGGGCGAGGCGGCGGCGGCGGCAGCGGCGGAGCCGGCGGCCACCCCCUACGUAGGGCUGCGGCGGCCGCUGGGCUACAAGCUGGCCAAGGCCACCAAGGAGCGGAUCUGGCGGGGGGAGUUCAUUGACCUCUUUUCCUUGCUCCACACAGAGCUGGCCCCCGAGUACGGCCCGCGCCCGGGGGACACGCUGGACCAGUGGGUCUCGGCCUUCUUGGUGUACGCCAGCGUGCUGUGCGAGAAGCACCCUGCGCGCUGCGGGGCCAUGUUCAAGUACCUGGACACCAUCCGGAAGCUGCAUGCCACCUACGGGGGCACCUCGUGGAUGAACUACGACGAGGACUUUAGGCGGCGGGCAGCCAAGGACCCCAACCUGCCCUGGGGUGAUGUCGACCUCGACCUGUGGAUGAAGUGGAUGGCACCCCUCAAGUCGCUCAUCCCCAGAAAGCCGCGUGCUGAGGUCGAGACGCAGGCCUCGCCGACACCACCACCACCAGCACCUGCACCCUCACAGAGCCCCAAGCAGGAGGAGAAAAGCCAGACUCCAUGAAAACAGAAGGCCAGUUGGGAUGGCAGUCAGACUAACUGGCCUGACUCCGUUGGUGUUUAAGUGGAGCUCUGGUAUACUAGUGCAUUCUUUUACCUCUGCUUCUGUUGCGUUGCAAGCUGUGCUAGAGAAGACGUAGGAAAUUCAUUUUACCCAAUCAGCAAUUGUAACAAUGGACUACAAACCUGCAGAGCAAGCCAGUUUGCUGGAAAACAGGAAUUCCUGCAGCGCAGCACUUGUCACAGACUAUCCAAAGAGGGCAAAGAUUCAGGAAGGUGAAUAAAUUGAACAUUGGUUGAAUGAGGUCAGGAGCAGUCUCCCGGAGGAGAAUCCUGCCCUAAAAUACUGCUUUGAAAGUAUAAGCCAAUUCAGUGCGCAGAUUAACCUUUCUCAUUUGAGCAAACUUGUGUGCAAUCCUGGAUCUUUGCAGAUCACAACCGGACACUUCAAAAACCUAUGUACUAUAUUUGUUAAAAAAAAGUAAUAAAUCAUAACUUGUCUUGUUA